CCAGCCAACUUCCCCCUCUUCACCUGGGGUACCAGGCAGCGCUGGCCCUCCCGUCUGUCCCGAAGACAUCCGCAUGUCUCCGGACACCUGAACACCCGGGUCCUGCCAAGAAGCCUCCGGGUGGGGACAAGAGCAUCGGUGCCCCCAGAGCGAACCUCGCACAUCCACACGGACCGCGGUCGUCCGGGUCCCAUCCCCUCCUUUUCCUCUGGGGGAGGAGGAUGGGUUUGCAGACGCUUUCCCCAAGGAUGCUCGUGUGGUUGGUGGCCUCGGGGGUGGUUUUCUACGGGGAGCUGUGGGUCGGCGCUGCCUUCGAUUACGAUUACACUUUGGAUGAGAGCGAAGCCGAUAAAACGGAGACUAUAGAUUACAAAGACCCGUGCAAAGCCGCUGUAUUUUGGGGUGAUAUUGCUUUAGAUGAUGAAGAUUUAAAUAUCUUUCAAAUAGAUAGAACAAUUGACCUGACCCAGAACCCCUUUGGAAAACUUGGACAUUACACAGGUGGAUUUGGAGACCACAGUAUGUCAAAGAAACGAGGGGCCCUCUAUCAACUGAUAGACAGGAUAAGAAGAAUUGGCUCUGGCUUGGAGCAAAACAACACAGUGAAGGGGAAAGUCCCUGUAAAAUUCUUAGGGCAAAAUGAGAAAAAUCGAGUUCCCAGAGCUGCUACAUCAAGAACAGAAAGAAUAUGGCCUGGAGGUGUCAUUCCUUAUGUUAUAGGAGGCAACUUUACUGGCAGCCAGCGAGCUAUGUUCAAGCAGGCCAUGAGACACUGGGAAAAGCACACAUGUGUGACGUUCAUUGAGAGAACUGAUGAAGAGAGUUACAUUGUAUUCACCUAUAGGCCUUGUGGAUGCUGCUCCUAUGUUGGUCGGCGGGGAAAUGGUCCUCAAGCAAUCUCUAUCGGAAAGAAUUGUGAUAAGUUUGGCAUUGUUGUUCAUGAACUUGGCCAUGUGAUAGGGUUUUGGCACGAACACACGCGUCCAGAUAGAGACAACCAUGUGACCAUCAUAAGAGAGAACAUCCAACCAGCAAAUAGCUGUAAUACACAUGGUCAAGAGUACAACUUUUUGAAGAUGGAGCCAGGAGAAGUGAACUCUUUGGGCGAAAGAUACGACUUUGAUAGCAUCAUGCACUAUGCCAGGAACACCUUCUCAAGGGGGAUGUUUCUGGAUACCAUUCUCCCCUCACGAGAUGAUAAUGGCAUUCGUCCUGCAAUUGGUCAGCGAACCCGGUUAAGCAAAGGCGAUAUUGCACAGGCAAGAAAGCUGUAUAGAUGUCCAGCAUGUGGAGAAACACUACAGGACUCCAAUGGUAAUCUUUCCUCCCCAGGAUUCCCAAAUGGCUACCCUUCCUACACACACUGCAUCUGGAGAGUGUCUGUGACACCUGGAGAGAAGAUUGUCUUAAAUUUUACCACGAUGGACCUAUAUAAAAGUAGCUUGUGCUGGUAUGACUACAUUGAAGUAAGAGAUGGUUAUUGGAGGAAAUCACCUCUUCUUGGUAGAUUCUGUGGGGACAAAGUGCCUGAAGUUCUCACCUCUACAGACAGCAGAAUGUGGAUUGAGUUUCGGAGCAGCAGCAAUUGGGUAGGAAAAGGGUUUGCAGCUGUCUAUGAAGCCAUCUGUGGAGGUGAAAUACGGAAAAAUGAAGGACAGAUCCAGUCUCCUAAUUACCCUGAUGACUAUCGACCGAUGAAAGAAUGUGUGUGGAAAAUCACAGUGUCUGAGGGCUACCACGUUGGACUGACCUUUCAGGCCUUUGAGAUUGAAAGACAUGACAACUGUGCCUAUGACUAUCUAGAAGUUCGAGAUGGAGCCAACGAGAACAGCCCUUUGAUAGGACGCUUCUGUGGUUAUGAAAAACCCGAAGAUGUAAGAUCUACCUCCAAUACUUUGUGGAUGAAGUUUGUUUCUGACGGAACUGUGAAUAAGGCAGGGUUUGCUGCUAACUUUUUUAAAGAGGAAGAUGAAUGUGCCAAGCCUGACCAAGGAGGCUGUGAGCAGCGGUGUCUGAACACACUGGGCAGCUUCCAGUGUGCCUGUGAGCCUGGCUACGAACUGGGGCCUGACAAGAGGAGCUGUGAAGCUGCCUGUGGUGGACUCCUCACCAAGCUUAAUGGCACCAUAACUACCCCUGGCUGGCCGAAAGAGUAUCCACCAAAUAAAAAUUGUGUGUGGCAAGUGGUUGCGCCCACCCAGUACAGAAUUUCUAUGAAGUUUGAGUUUUUUGAAUUGGAAGGCAAUGAAGUUUGCAAAUAUGAUUAUGUGGAGAUCUGGAGUGGUCUUUCCUCCGAGUCUAAACUGCAUGGCAAAUUCUGUGGUGCUGAGGUGCCGGAAGUGAUCACUUCCCAGUUCAACAAUAUGAGAAUCGAGUUCAGAUCUGACAACACUGUGUCCAAGAAAGGCUUUAAAGCACAUUUCUUCUCAGACAAAGAUGAAUGCUCAAAGGACAAUGGCGGAUGUCAGCAUGAUUGUGUCAACACGAUGGGAAGCUACAUGUGUCAGUGCCGGAAUGGAUUUGUGCUUCAUGAAAAUAAUCAUGACUGCAAAGAAGCUGAAUGUGAGCAGAAGAUCCACAGCCCAAGUGGCCUCAUCACCAGUCCCAACUGGCCAGAUAAGUACCCCAGCAGGAAGGAGUGCACGUGGGAAAUCAGCGCCACGCCUGGCCACCGCAUCAAAUUAGUCUUCAGUGAGUUUGAGCUCGAGCAACAUCAGGAAUGUGCCUAUGAUCACGUAGAAGUCUUUGAUGGAGAAACAGAAAAGUCUCCAAUUCUUGGACGACUUUGUGGCAACAAGAUCCCAGAUCCCCUUGUGGCUACUGGCAGCAAAAUGUUUGUUCGGUUUGUUUCUGAUGCAUCUGUUCAAAGAAAAGGCUUUCAGGCCACACAUUCUACAGAAUGUGGUGGCCGGCUGAAAGCAGAAGCCAAACCCCAAGACCUAUACUCGCAUGCUCAGUUUGGUGACAACAAUUACCCAGGGCAGAUGGACUGCGAAUGGCUCUUAGUAGCAGAACGAGGCUCCCGACUUGCAUUGUCCUUCCAGACUUUUGAAGUGGAAGAAGAAGCUGACUGUGGCUAUGACUAUGUUGAGCUCUUUGAUGGUCUCGAUUCAACAGCUGUGGGUCUCGGCCGAUUUUGUGGAUCUGGGCCACCAGAAGAAAUCUAUUCAAUCGGGGACGCAGUUUUAAUUCAUUUUCACACUGAUGACACAAUCAACAAGAAAGGAUUUUAUAUCAGAUACAAAAGCAUAAGGUAUUCAGAAACCAUGCAUACCAAAAAAUAACCCCAGACCCUCUGUCAGAACAUCAAGGAAUGUGCAAAUGGAAAGAAGACAUAUUUUUUUAAACUGAUGAUACUAGCACAAAUGUUUUAUAUUACAUGUUUGAACAAAAGAGAACUGUAACAGCAGAGUUAUUCUGUACUGAAAGAACUUCCCAGCCAACACAGAUUGGCAUUACAAGGGUAUGUGAACUCCAUGCUUGAUGUAUGGAUACAGCUGGUGGAGGGACAUCCAAUGCUGCAAGGAAGAUUACCAGCUUUGUUCCGCAGCUUGAAACAGAUGCCUCAUACUUCAGACAGUUCAGUUCAGGGACUGUGACUCUACGCACUGAGGCUUUCAUUUAUUCAAGAUUUGGGGACGGACAGUGAUCUUGCAGGUCAUAAACUGGAAAACUCACUUCGUGUGGGUUGGGUUAAUUGCUUCAUCUUUGUGUUUCAGAUACAAUGUAAACCAGAUUCACAAAGGUUGGUGUGAAAUGGGGGUCUUUUGAGAAUCGUAUAUAUUUUAAGUGUGAGUGAUUGUGUGUGUGUGUGUGUGUGUGUGUGUGUGUGUGUGUGUGUGCGUGUGUGUGUGUGUGUGUGUUUGAUACUUGGAAACUAAAAUAUUUUAGCUUCAUUACCUUCCCUUCCCUUGCAGGCCAGCUUAACCUGUUCAAAACACAAGUAGUCUUGAGACCAUGUCAUUGUAGUUAUAUUGUGACAAGUUUGACAUUAUUAGUUGUCUGUUAAUGCAAUUAAUAUUUAGACUUUGUUGACUUAAUUACUGGAAAAUGAUUCCCGAUCCUUUCUUUCUGUGGGAGAACUGCCUUUCCACACCAAAUAAAAAAAGCCUGUGAUGUCUUAUGAACCUUAUGAAAAAUUCCCACAAGGUGUGGGCAGGACUCUUGCAAAUGACCGUCUGGAUGGUUCUCACUCCAGUUACAACUGCUGCUGCUACUGUCUUUUGUGCUGAUAUAUUACCGUUAUAGUUACUGCUAUCGAAGUUGUCUUAGCAUUUAGUGUAUUUAAAAAUAAUGAGAUGAAGUGGAAGUACACUUUAUGACAAGUUAAAGAUCUCUCUCCUCCCUCCCACCCAUUUUCCUUGAAGUCAGUUUGAAAACAUGCAAUGUUGAAGAAAAAAAAAAAAGGAUUUGUUUCUGAAAGAUAUUCUAUGGUGCUAUUCCAUAAACACUUAAAAAAAAAAAAAGUAUCUGACCUUUGAGCCAACCACCUGUAGACUUUCAAUGUCUUCCUGUCUGGCUGGUACCAUUUGGAGACUAAAGACUCAUUUCAUAUAUCAAGAGUAUAGGACUACAAGGGCAGCCACUUGCCCUGUGGAACAAUUACUUAUAAUGCCUUAGAAUUCUUGCACAUGAUCAAACAGAUCCUUCUGGAAACACACCUCUUAAAAUGUUCAACAUAAUAACAUAUGUUAAUCAGGAACCCCAUAAGGAAAAUCAAUUUCCAUGGCAGAGACAUUGGAUAUACAUAUGGUGACCUGCUUUUGUUGUAGAAAAUGUAAUUUUAGAGUGAAUUUUCUGCUUUGAUGCCAUGUAUGUUUUUAAUAUUAAUGUAUAUAUUGUGAGAUGGUCUGAGUGAGUCUAUUAGAAGGUAAAAAGUAAAGACUGAUUGAAAAGUUUAAGUUUAUGUGCCAAGUUCUACUAGAAUUCUGUUUGAAAUAGCACCUUUCUUUGGUUUCAUGGACAUACAUUAGGAAGUUGUGAUUAUUCUCAAUCCCUUUAAAGAGAUGCACCCCUACGUAAGAGGAUCUUUGUUUUGAUAAUAUUUGAUAUUGAUGCUAUUGCUUUGUGAGGUUGCUUACUUUGUUACCUGUCCAUGAACAUUCAUUAUGUGAUGAAAUUGAGGAUAAUUUCCUUAUUUUUCCAAAAUUAAACUACACACAUCAACAUA
Molecule: messenger RNA, 5170 nt
Organism: Jaculus jaculus (lesser Egyptian jerboa)
Lineage: Eukaryota; Metazoa; Chordata; Mammalia; Rodentia; Dipodidae
Gene: Tll1
Product: tolloid like 1
Exons: 22
Coding region: 222-3284 (1020 amino acids)
Biological process (GO): proteolysis
Molecular function (GO): metalloendopeptidase activity; zinc ion binding; calcium ion binding
Source: RefSeq, a predicted model, not a curated record